UGAAUUGUUAAUUUUGCAUAAUUACCUGUUUAAUGGUCUUGCUAAUUUUACUGGCAUUUCAAAUAAAUUAGAUUUAACAUCUACAGCAGCACAGUGUUCAGAUAUCCUGUUUACUGGUACAAAUGUUUCAUUAUUCAAAGAGAAAAGACCAUUUGCAUGUCUAAGUCGAGCAUGCAAUGUACGACCCACACAUCUAAACGAGACACACAAUAUGUGUCUAGAAUCAUACGAGUCUCUUACAAGAAAUACAUUAUCAUGUUGCCCAGCCAAAAGCUCUUCAGCUUCACUUGAAGUUAUGCCUCCCCAGUACCACCCAUGUCUAUAAAAAAAAGGUGUUUUAAUAAUAGUUAAACCCUAAACACAUAAAAAACAAAAGUAGUCAAAAGGUAAUUACUUAUAUAAUUGACAGUAGAUAGCACAUGUUUCGAGUGAAGUGUGUUGGUGAUGCCCUCGAAGGACUAAAUGUCCAUCUGCAUGAUGGCAUUUUAUCAUUUCUUUUUUGGUUACUACAAUUUCUUUCAAUUCAGAAUUAGAAUGAGCAAUAAUACGUUUUUCGGAAGAUGUUGACGGAUAAUUUCUUUUGUUCAAGUUACACAUAUAUUCGUUGCCAUUGCUCUUAUUUCCAAAAUACCUUUGCAGAGAUCUUACACUACCUGUAAUAAACAACUUGUUUUUCCAGAAUUUUACCAAUUUAUUGCUGUUAACUGGUGACUUGCGAUCGGGUAAAAAUACACAAUUUACUAUGUCUGUGUUAUUAUAAUCUCUUUUAUUAUCAAUAGUUCGCUGUGGGUGUUUACAUUCCAUUGGUUUCAACCAUUUGCGAAGACAACCAGUAGUAAGCCAUUUUUUACGAUUGCAAUGAGUACAUCUCUCAUAGUUUUUAUUCAUUUCUUUAUCAUUGACAGAUUCAGCAAAUAAUUUGUAUACUUUAAAUAAUAAUUUAUCUUUUUUUAAGCACAACAAACACACCAGUUACUAUUAUUCGUUUUCACAGAAAUAUGUAACAAGAGAAACAAACAAUAGCCAACCUGCUGAUCUGACACAUGACACAGACAGUCGUUUUUAUAAAUGUCAAAUACUAUAUUGGGCAAAGGAAUCCAUUUCUAGUAAAGAGGGAGUAAUAAAUAGCUGGUACACUAUAUCUAUGAUAAAUAUAGGUAUGUAUACAUAUUGACCUACCAUGGAUAUUUUUUUUACUAAUAAAACACUAAAAAUUACCUGCUAUCGGAUCAAUGGGAAUGGAAUACAAAUAGCAAAUAUUUACUUUUUUUACAUUGGUUAUCAUACGAUACGAUCUUUGUUAGACACAAGUCGUCAUAAUACAUAUACUAUAAUAAAUUUUACUCUCUGUCUGUAAUAAAAUAGGGUGUGUGUUUGUGUGUAGAUGUCAGACUGUCACAGCACGGACGUUUUAGGUCAAUAAUUUUUGUUAGAUUUGUUUCAAUGGAUUCAGCAAUUGACCUGUGAACAGUGAUAAAUUCACCUAGUUUCAUUAUAUAAUUUUAUUAAAAUGCGAUAGUGUUUGUGUUGUGUGCUCUGUAAUUAUCAAAUUGCUGUAGUAAUGACACUGAAGAAAAUUGCGAAAAUGUCAACAAAAUCACAAAUAUCUACAGAAUUAAGCGAAAGCAUUAGUAAUGUACUCGGGAAAAAUGUUCGAAUUCUGUAUAAAUCCCUUAUUCGUAUGGAGUCACGGGGUGACAAGGUGGACAAUAGAGUUUUGAUUGUGACUUCCUAUAGAAUAUUUAUUACAACUACAAAAGUACCAACAAGGGUGGAUAAUGGAUUUCACUUAAUGGAAAUAGAGGCACUGGAAAGUAAAAAGGCAAACCAUUUGUCAAUUACUUUGAUCCAUGAACACAAACCAGUAUCGAUUCUCAUAGGGGAAGAAGGUACAUCAGAGGGACUUUCAAAUGUGCUACAUGCAUUGGUAGCAGCUUUUGAUGACUUGUUUCCGAAUGUAGCUGUGGAGGAUAUUAUAUCCAAGGUCAAUCUUCCCUUCCAACUUCCAUCUGUUAGUGGUACUCGUAAACAUUCCACAUGUGGGGACUUUUCUAAUCAAUACGCCGCAAUGUGCGAUCUUUGUCAAACACCUUUUAGAGCUGAAGUGGCGUGGGAUAUAGAUACGAUAUAUUUAGCACAUGACAUCAGAAUGCUACAUUUAAAAGAUUUUGAUCAUUUAGAUCAAAGGGACCUGAUACCGUUGGUGAUCGCACUACAACACAACACUUGGUUCACUGGCGUGUGCGGGGACGGCGUGCGCGCGGGCGGCGAGGCGUGGGAGGGCGUGUGCCGCGUGGUGAGGUGCGCGUGGCCCGCGCCGCAGCGGCUCAGCUGGCGCGCGGCCACGCUGCGGCACGACCACGCCGCCAGGCUCGGCCACGCGCUCGCGCGCGCCAAGCGACCGCCCGCCAUGCACACCGUUGACUUCUCGCAGAACCACAUCGAGGACAAGGGAGCUAUGAGUGUGCUGUCUGGGUUGGCGAACAAUCCGGAUGGAUUGAGAUACAUUGCGCUGUCGCAAUGCGGCCUUACUGGGAAGACUGUCACGCAUCUCGCAACUAUGCUUAACGAUAAUCCGUGCCAUCUAUCGACGUUGUCUCAUUUAGAUCUUUCGCAUAACAACCUGAAAGACGAUGUUCAUAACCUGUAUAACUUCCUCGCACAACCGAACGUCCUGACCCAUUUAAAUCUAACCAACACGGAAACAACAUUAGAAAAUAUGUGGGGUGCUCUUUUACGGGGAUGCGCAGCCCGUCUGUCAUCACUUCUCGUGGGUCGUAACCCGUGGUCAGCAGUGAGAAGGCCUAAGGAUCCUCCACCCUCAUUUAGACAGUUCUUCACAGCUUGCUUAGCACUCACAGAACUAGACUUCUCCUACUGCAAAAUGCCUCCUGAUGCCUUGAAGAGUUUACUGUUAGGGCUGGCAUGUAACGAAAGUGCUACUGGUGUUCAGUUAAACCUAUCAGGGGUGCUAUCUUCAUCACAAGCGGCACACGUUCUAGAGUCGUGUAUCCACGGAGUUCGCUGUCUGCAAUCACUGGACCUCUCUGAUAACAGUAUGGAAUUUGAGUUGUCCGGUAUAGUGAGAGCCAUCGGGAAAAACCACUCUAUAACACAUUUAUCUUUAAGCAGACUGACCGGCAAAAGGUCUUAUGCUCCACCUUUAAUACAAGCUCUAGUGCAUGUCCUUCAAGAACCAGAUACUGCCUUGACAUCAUUGGAUCUCAGCGAUUGUAAACUUAAGGGUGAUUUAUACGGGCUAUUGAAUGCCCUCGGUGGAGCUCGUCGGCUUCGCUCAUUGGACGUUGGUGGUAACUUGGCAGGAGACGCGGGCGCAAGAUUGUUGGCUAAAGCUUUACAGUGUAAUUGUACAUUACACACAUUGUACAUCGAUCGAAACGCUUUCAGUUUACAAGGGUUGACAGAUAUAGCGAUGGCGCUCCGUCGUUCGGUGAGCGUCCGUCGCGUCGAGUUUCCGGGUUGCGACGCCGCCGCCGGUGGACGCGCUGCUAGCGAACGUGUCGCUACACUGUGGCGGGAGUUACACGAAAGGUUAGCGGGUAACUCUAGCGGUGCCCAGUCGCACAGGGUGCGCGCGCUAGCGUUGGAGCGUGCGUGGGCAGGCGGCGAGGCGGCGGCGGCGCUGGCGGCGCAGGCGGCCGCAGCGCUGCCCCCGCCGCCCCUGCCCGCCGCGCUCGAGCGGGCCGCCGCCGCCGCGCACCACCUGUUGCACCAGUACCUGCAGAGAUGUGGUGAGGUGUUUGCGGCGAUGGGAGGUGGUGGUACUAGCGGGGAGUUGGUUACGUUACAAGCUGUGAGGGAUGCGAUGGCUCCCUGUUCGUCUACUCUACAAGAUCUAAUAAAUGAAGCCGUUGAGAGUCUUGCGCUCUCUGCGUGUGAGAGCGUGGACAGCGCUGACAGCGAGCCAAUCACGAGCAACGAUCCGGACAUACCAGAUCUACUGACACCUAUAUCACAUUCUGGUGCGACGCCGCUUGGUUGCCGCCGUCGCGAGCGGUGCGGCCGCCGCGUCCGCCCCAAGUCCGUGGCGGAGCAGCAGUGCAGCAGUAACGAGAUGCUGUCCCUGCCGCCGCUGCACGCGGAGGCGGCGGACGCGCUCGCUGAACUGCCCGCGCAUACGCUCAGGCAUCUAGUCAAGGGCAGACCCAGAAGGGUGAAAACGCGAGCACCAACACGACCUAUCACAGACCAAUCGCAAGACAUUGAUGAAGGAUUGGAUGAGUUCUGGCGCACUUGCCGCACGCCGCCCGGUAGUGAGGAGGCGUCUCUGUCCGCUCGCACGCCGCUCACGUCUCGCUCUCUACACUCGCUCUCAUCGCUCGCGUCACCAUCGCCGCUACGCCACUCGCCCACGCUACAACGAGACGACACCAUGUACAGUGUAACAUCUGGAGAAAGUACACCUGUCCUAUUAGAAUGCGAAGUAUCUCGAUGCAAGUCUUCCGAUAACGUAGGCUCUAAGGCUCCCACUACUCCGCCGCCGUCACGCUCUUCAGAUAACGUCAACACAAUGGAAGGCGUGGAGGCGUGCGUCGGCGGCAGCAUUGUGGGCAUCACACCGGGCGCCGCACUAACCAGUAACCAACUUUCUGACGCUAUUCUGUACUGAGACGUAGUCAAUGUGCCCUAGCUGUACCAUUAACUGUUGUAUCAAAAUAAACUUUUUUUAUUAUUACAGAAGGAACGGAGGCCUAGAUGAGCACAGAAAACUUAUAGCGCGAGGAAUUAGUACCUACGUGAUAGGUUGAGCAGGGUUCAUCCAGAUUAUAUUACUAAACGGAUUAUAUUCACGGAUGCUCACAAUUGUGCCAGUUAGAAUUUUAACUUUUUUAGACAGUAAAACAAAUAGCUACUGACUAGUGUUCUAAUAUGGUAUUCGAAUUGCCAUUUUGAGAAUAGUUUUCAAUUGAAAAUAUUAAUGAUGCAGUUAUAAUAAUUCCAACUAACUUAUGAUAGGGUAUUUAGAUUUAUGAUAAAUAACGACACUUUUAUUUACUGUGAUUGUGUUAGUUAGUUUUACCUGCAUAUAUGAAAUUCAUGAAUUUUUAUUAUUUAUGUAAUCAUAUUUCUAAUAAUUUUGUAUAUUCUUUAAUAUUUGGAGAUGAAAUAAGACUUGCUCUUUAAAAAGUUGAAUUCGGCACUGAUUAUUGGUUAUGACAAUUUUGGUUAAUCAUAUAUCUAUGCAAUAUUUUCUGUGAUAGUGUUAACUGAACAAAGAAGAAUGAUUUUUAUGUAAAUAUUAUGAAGGUAUCGAGGAACUGAUAGAAGUCAUUUCACUAGUCAAAGUUAUAAUCGAGAUAUGAGACGUUCCUUUUAUUAAAACAUGGCUAGCAUGAAUGAUGCCCUAGGUCACGUCUUUUCAAAUCUUGGACGAGUAGUGGCAUAUAAACAGUAAUUCAUAAUUGAAACAUCUCCUAUCAUUGUCGGUUAUCCCAUAGCUAUAUCAGUGAUAUUUUUCAGUGCUGAUAAUUACGAUCCUAUUUCAAAGUUUGUAUUAGAUCCUGGAACCUGUCGCAUUUUCUUUCUCCAAAUAUUUAGUGUGUAGUUAUUUGCUUAUAUUAUUCAUAAAUAAAAUUAUAUCUUCAAUGAAUUGGUCUUGCCUAGUCAUGUUUUAGAGGCCUAAUGAUGCGCACAAUUUAGUUUUAUUUCUGUUCUCAUCACCCUGGCAUCACACAUAUGCAAUUAUUUGACCACAUAAAUGUGGCACAGGUAUUUGAUACUUUGUCAUAUAUUUGUGCGCUAAAUUUUAUUUGAACAAAGUGUUCAUUGAUAUGCGUACGUGUCUGGUGCGGCCUUCACACGCAGGGUUUGAUGGCGUCACAAUAUUUUUAUAGUUUCUGUAAGCGAUUUCUUCUUCCACAUUUAUACAUUCCUUCAUAAAUUGUAUAGUAUUUAACAGUAUUUUAAAAUUAAUGAAGUGUGAUUUUUGAAAUGAAGUUCAAAAAGUGAGGUGAAUUUUAGGUUAGUAUACUUGUGAAAGUGAAAACCAGUUUUUAGUUAAGAACAAUAAAUAUUUCAAACAUACUAACUGCUCUACAUAAUUGGCAAUAUAUAAUAUAGCAAAAAGCUCAUUACUACAGGCAUUUUAGGCGCAAUUCUCAUUGA
This is a messenger RNA of Diatraea saccharalis (sugarcane borer), 6126 nucleotides long. The record is from the annotation of a GenBank genome assembly. Lineage: Eukaryota; Metazoa; Arthropoda; Insecta; Lepidoptera; Crambidae.